AAUCUUUACCAGGAGAUGGCACAACGAACAAAAACUAGCAAAACCCUUUGGGUACUUCUCCUUCUGAUCUCUCUAAUAGGAAAUAACCUAGUUACAGCUACUACAGCUUCGACCACGGAGACAGCCACAACUGAUGCUGCCACAACUUAUGCUGCCACAACUGAUGCUGUCACAACUGAUGCUGCCACAACUGAUGCUGCCACAACUGAUGCUGCCACAACUGAUACUGCAGCAUCAACAGAAGCUGCUACUGAAGUGACGACUGAAGCAGUCACUGAAGCAGCUACUACUGCAGAAGAAUCUACAGAUGAAUCAACUACUGAAGCGGCAACCGAUGCCGCAACAACAGAAGAUUCCUCUACAGAUGAAUCUACAACUGAAGCGGCAACCGAUGCCGCAACAACAGAAGAUUCCUCUACAGAUGAAUCUACAACUGAAGCGGCAACCGAUGCCGCAACAACAGAAGAUUCCUCUUCAGAUGAAUCUACAACAGAUGAAUCUACAACAGAUGAAUCUACAACUGAAGAAGAUACUACUGAAGCAGAUACAACUGAAGUCGUGACUGAUGCAUCUUCAGAAGAAUCUACUGAGGCAUCAGAUGAAGCGACCACUGAGACUGCAGAAGAAGAGAGCACCGAAUCUACCGAUGAAGAUUCCAGUACUACUGAGGCAGCUGACGAAGAAACAACAACUGAGGCAGCUGAAGAAUCUAGCACUGAAAUGUCGAAUGAUACUGAGACUGAGGAAUCUGAUGAUGUAUCUUCAACGGAGACAUCGAAUGAAGUUUCUUCAACUGACGAAUCAGACGAAACAUCGACAACUGAAGCAUCAAACGAAGAUUCGUCAACGGAAGAAAUAACCGAAGUUUCUUCAACCGAAGAAACAGACGAUACAGCAGCAACUGAGGUAUCAGCUGAAGAGUCCGACAAUACCACAACAGAUGAGGAAGAUGAUGAAACGACAAGUUCUACUGAAACAGAGACGAGACUGUCUCAACCACUGAAGAAGGUUCGGAGGAGACAGGAAGCGACUCAACGACAGCAUACGGGGGACGAACCUACAGAUAUAUGAUGCAAAGUGGAACCGACGAUAGUUCAGCUGCUAUUGGACUAAAAUCAAGCUUCUCUGUUAUCGUUAUCGCAGCUUGGUUUCUUCGCAUUCAAGUUCAAUGACAAAGCUAUGCUGCAAGAACAUUUCGAAAUUAAUUAGAAUGCUGGACGUUUAAAUUGCUGGACAGUAUGAUUUUAGAUAUGUUUUGCUCAUUUUGAAUUGUACUGUAAAAACAUGAGAACUUAUCUUCUCAGUCUUUCUAAUCUGUGGCUCGAAGUAAAUACCAUUAAUUUUGUAGCAUGUUUCCUCGGCUGGAAAUGCAAAAUUUUUAUAUUGAUGCAGAUGCAACCGCGCUUACACCUUGUCCGAUAUUUUUUCAUACAAUUACUUCGAAUCAUUACAACAAACAAGGUCACACUCGGAAACUAGAAAAAAGCUUGCACAAUAUCAAAAUUCCACCAUUCUCGCUUGUUGAUGUUUACACCUUUGUUCGUUUAUAUGUAUCUUAAUGUUUCUUCU
Messenger RNA from Bolinopsis microptera, 1569 nucleotides. RefSeq names its product papilin-like. The transcript is spliced from 2 exons. The record is from RefSeq and is a predicted model, not a curated record. The coding region runs from base 16 to 1071 and encodes 351 amino acids. NCBI's taxonomy places the organism in Eukaryota, Metazoa, Ctenophora, Tentaculata, Lobata, Bolinopsidae.